Molecule: messenger RNA, 2793 nt
Organism: Pecten maximus
Lineage: Eukaryota; Metazoa; Mollusca; Bivalvia; Pectinida; Pectinidae
Product: prolyl 3-hydroxylase 1-like
Exons: 18
Coding region: 7-2793 (928 amino acids)
Biological process (GO): collagen metabolic process
Molecular function (GO): protein binding; oxidoreductase activity, acting on paired donors, with incorporation or reduction of molecular oxygen; L-ascorbic acid binding
Source: RefSeq, a predicted model, not a curated record
UUCAAGAUGGCAGUUGAAAGUUUCAGAAGUUGUGUCAAUGGUGCUUGUUGGACUGUGUAUGUGUUAUGUAUCCUAUCUUCGACAUGUUUCGGUUUAUCAGAUGAUCCACAGAUGACAUUCGAUAAACUAUUUUCCGCAGGAAUGCUAGCAUACAAUCAGGAAGAUUGGCAGACAUGCAUUCGAAGCAUGGAGCGUGCUCAGGAUGAUUUCAAGUUUUAUAAACAGACAGUCUUGGACUGUAGAAUAAACUGUCGAAAAAAGUUUAGAACUUUUGAAAACGGCGACCUCGAAAGUUCGGUUAAACAGACAGACAAUAGUUUGAGUUUUUUGAAGUUUUAUGAUCAAAUAAUUUUUGAGUCGGACUGUAUAAAAAGAUGCAGAAAGUCCAUCUUUGGAGAAAGACCUGAGAAAGUUCCAAAAAAUGUUUUGACGAAUUUUGAAAAUCGUCUUGCAUACAGCUACUUACAGUUUUGUUAUUACAAGAUUCGUCGAAUGGUGGAUGCCACAUCUGCGGCCUACACUUUCUUUCUGAAAAACCCUGACCACCAAGAUACCAUUAACAACAUCCAGUCAUACCGCAGAUUGUUCGACGUCAAGGAUGAGGAAAUCGUCGAUAUGGAGCGUAAGCAAUAUAAGGUGUACAGAGGUGAGGGGGAGAAGGCCUACCAGAUGGAGGACUGGGACAAGGUCAUCACAAGCUUUGAGAGGGCGCUCCAGGAGUACUACCUUGAGCACGAGCGUUGUCGUGCCGACUGUGAGGGCCAGUACGAACACGAGAGAGAUCCGGACUUCAUACACGCUGUCGCAGAUCACUAUAUCUCCGUACUACAGUGCCAGGUAGACUGCGCCGUUGUUCUCAGUAAGAUCUACGUCCAUCAACAGCCAAACUAUUUUGCGGAGCAUUUCCACUACUUACAGUUUGCCUAUUACAAGAAAAAAGACUAUGAUCGUGCAGUAGAAGCCGCGGGGACCUACCUGUUGUUUUUACCAGACAAUGAGGACAUGAUGGCCAACAAGAUGUUUUAUGUACAGAAACUUGGUUAUCAUGAAGCCCAUUUCACCCCUAGAAAGGAGGCCUUACAAUACUACAAAAGACAGUUAAUGAUGGAAAAUAUGUUAGAUUUUGUCAACAUGAAAUAUUCCACGGGUGUGGACGAGGAUGAGGACGAAUAUGACGAGGAUAGUGGUGAGGGAGACCAGGAUGACCGUAUAGAUGAGGAUGUGAUGGGGGACGUUGUGAAUGACAUGAUUAAUGACCCUGAGGGACAGGAAAACUACAUGAAGAUCUUUGAGAGGAUCGGUAUGAAGAUUCUCCAGGAUAAAGAGGAUCUGAAGGGUCCUAGAUUUGUAGCGAGGGGUUUCACACGAGAGGGCCAGUGUAUAGAGCUGAUGUACAUGAUCAAUUCAAUAAAACCGGACCAGAAUGGCAUCAGACAACUCUCUGUACGCGAGGCUUUGGAGCUUGUAAAGAAUGAUUCAGACUAUGAGAUGGCCCUGAGGACAAUGUUGAAGACUUCUGAGAUAGUGAGACACUACAAUGGCAGGUUCUUCAACAAAACAGAAUUCUUCAUCAAGGAUGUGAAACUUGCGUGCAGAGAACCUGUAGAAAAUGGUGAGGUCCCUUGUGUCCCCCAGGAGACAGGACAGUGUGUGGAUGAUACGGAAAUGUUGGAGGAUGACUCACACAAUGACUACAUGAGUGUGUCUUACCUGACAGACAACGAUGACAGUGAAAUCUACUUCCUGGACAGGUGGAGGAGGAAACAGUCUUCGUCCUUGCCCGGUAGUAUAAAAUGUGGACACUUGGUAGGUUUUGAAGCCUCCGAUAGACACGGAAUCAUUCCAUCCAAGACUCAAAGAUGUGCUAUGGUAAUAACGUAUACCUCAGACCGUCGUCAUGACAACCCCAUCAUCCGUAAAGCCAAGACCUAUCUACUCAGUCUGGAGGACCAAAGAUCAGCCAUCAAUAAUUCUGUCAUUCUUCAGAAGUUUGAAAAAGAAGGUACAGUAGUUGUCCAGGCUAACGAGGAACUCCAUAGAAAUGAGCGGGUAAUAGCAGACGGUCUGAUUGAUGAGGAGGCCUGCUCCGCUCUCAUUGACCUGGCAAAGAAUGGAGGUAUAAUUGGUGAUGGGUACAGCGAGAAAGGCAACUAUGAAGCGGUGGCUAUAUCUCCACAUACAGAUAAUGAGAUAUUUGAGGGACUCACAAUCAGGCGUGCCAUCAAGCUGGUAAAGACUGGAGCAGUGAGUAAAGAAUCUGUGGAGCUUUAUCUUAGUGCCAGUGAACGCAGUCGUCUGUUUGUGGAGAAGUUCUUCAAUCUCACCAAGCCACUCUACUUUGACUUCACUCAUCUCGUGUGUCGCACUGCUGUAGAAGGUGUACAGACUGGACGGACAGAUCCCAGCCACCCUGUCCACGGUGACAACUGUCAGCUAAACCUUCAGGACGGCACCUGUAAACGUUCCUUUCCUGCCUUCGUCCAGCGUGAUUACAGUGCCGUCAUGUAUCUGAAUGAAGAGUUUGAAGGUGGAGAAUUUUUCUUUGCUCAUUCCAACACAAGUGCUGAUGUUACUCUCAAACCUAAAUGUGGACGAAUUGUUGGUUUUAAUGCUGCACAUCUCCAUGGGGUGAAUAGCGUGACAAAAGGCCAGAGGUGUGCUGUGGCUAUGUGGUAUACACUGGACCCUAACUACAAAGAAUUAGCGAGGACUCAAGCUCAUAAAGUUCUCACAAGUCUGUCGGCCUCCCAGGAAAACAUUGAGGGGAGCCACACAGCGGACAUCUGUCCAUGA